AGCCGUUUUUAAGCAACCGUCUUUUUUUACAGAUCGCUCUGCUAUGAACAUGCUUUUUGCGUUGACAAUUAUACAAGGAGUGUGGUUGGUUUCGCUUUGUGAGAAGGGGAAGCUAAAAGAAAAGAACCCUUUUCCCGGAUUUCCAUGGGAAAAGAAUCCAGGAAAGUCGGAAGCGCCUGGAAACUACAGUGUGUCUCUCCGAAAUACAAACAGAGUCUGUAUCAAGGCUCACUUCACGAUGACAUUCGAUAUUGAGUAUUUCGCGCGCAAUCCAGCUACGAAUAGGGACUAUAUUGAGCUGAAGAAGGGCGACAUGCCUUCCAGCCCUUCGUUGAUGAACCGAGUUGGAGGUAGGUGCAUGAACCAAACCGAGUCGCCCUUCAUCUUCUUCCAAUGGGACGAUGGCUACUACACUCUCAACAUCUCCUUCCGGACGCUGCCUCAGGCAACGGGGGAUCUGUGGUAUGUGCACGAAGUGGUCUUCACUUAUGGAAUGAACAGUACUAAAGAGUUUCCAAAUGUCGCCCAUUCUAAAGACAGGACUUUGAAGCAGGCGAGGUUUGUGGGUCGUCUGUUCGAGACUCCAGUGGGCAUGAGCUACUCGUGCAGUGAGCCCACCAGGGUCACACUCACCAACGACGACGACGUGUAUGAAGUGAAUCUCUACAUGCGCAAGAUGCAGAUCCAGCCCACCCAGAUAUUCGAUAACCAUUUCUCUGUCGCGAUGCCAUGCGAUGCAGACUUGGUGCCCAUGGGCCCGGAGUACAGUCCCCACCUGCACACGAGUAUGGCCCUAGUACUGAGCAUAGGAGUGAUGGGGAUGAUGGGCAUGUACAGCUUCUACAGGCGAUACAGGGCCAAGAUACUCCCCAUUCCAGCCAUCAUUCUCGGCACCCUCCGGUCCGGAGACGGCAUCGCCAACGCCCAGUUCUUCCCCAAGGAACCAAAGUACGAACAGGAGGAAAACUAAGUACACCCGGACAGUGAUUGGACAAACUGUAUUCUGAACUUAUUUAUGUUUAUUGUGUAGAAGCAAACUAGAAGUGACAAGCUAAAUUGGCUAUUUUCCUAUCCCCUCGAUUUUGUUUAAAAUAGGGUUGAAGAGCGCUUAUUUGAAAGUACUUUUUUGUUGUAUACUGCAUUAAAACGCGUCAGCAUGAAAUUUUUUUUUACAACUUCUCUGGCAAAUCGCUCUAUGAACAAACAAUUCUUAAACUACUUUUAUGAACUUUACAACGGAGUGGGAAACAGGAAACGAGACAUAACUAAUUUUGGAUUGUAGUGAGCUCCUGGAUAACUCUAGUGGUUUGUUAUCUAACUUCGUUCAGUUUUUAUUCCUCUGAAUUAAUUAAUUUCUCAUAAUACUGCAAAACAAACCAUGAUCGGAAGAAGCACCGAGUGUUCUGAGCUCAAGAAUUUCAGUGAAUAAAUUUAAAUAACUUGAAAUCUGCAAUGCUGCAAUUUAUAUCUUACGAUUAAUUAAAUGCUGAUGUACGCAUGAAAUAAAUAAAUUAUAAUUUAAGCUCCUUAGAUG
Molecule: messenger RNA, 1534 nt
Organism: Symsagittifera roscoffensis
Lineage: Eukaryota; Metazoa; Xenacoelomorpha; Acoela; Convolutidae
Exons: 6
Coding region: 44-970 (308 amino acids)
Biological process (GO): establishment of protein localization to organelle
Cellular component (GO): late endosome membrane; plasma membrane; lysosomal membrane
Source: RefSeq, a predicted model, not a curated record